AUGGAAGCAUCCCAAAGAGGGAAGAGGAAAAUGAAGAAUGAGAUGGAGACUGGGGGAGUUCGAUACAGGGGAAUCCGCAGGCGACCAUGGGGAAAGUUUGCAGCCGAGAUUCGUGAUCCGACGAGGAAUGGGACACGGCUAUGGCUCGGAACUUUCGAGACGGUUGAGGAGGCUGCUAGGGCUUAUGACAGGGCUGCUUUUGCUUUCCGGGGUCACUCGGCUAUUCUCAACUUCCCAAACGAGUUCCAAUGUCAGAAUCCAAGCUUUCCAGCCUCUUCAUCUUGUAAUUCAGUUGGAAGAGUAAAUCCCCAAAGAGGAGGAGGAAGUGAAGUAAUUGAAUUUGAGUACUUGGAUAACAAGUUGUUAGAGGACCUUCUUGAAGCGCAACAAAACAUGCAUGGUCUAUAA
Messenger RNA from Gossypium raimondii (Peruvian cotton), 408 nucleotides. Its product is annotated as ethylene-responsive transcription factor ERF098. The record is from RefSeq and is a predicted model, not a curated record. The transcript has a single exon. Gene Ontology annotation, biological process: ethylene-activated signaling pathway; regulation of DNA-templated transcription. Gene Ontology annotation, molecular function: DNA binding; DNA-binding transcription factor activity. NCBI's taxonomy places the organism in Eukaryota, Viridiplantae, Streptophyta, Magnoliopsida, Malvales, Malvaceae. The coding region runs from base 1 to 408 and encodes 135 amino acids.